AUGAGGCUACUAAGUUUAGCAUGCCUUUUGGGCUUGUCCUCUCUUGCCGUCUUCGGGUGUGGCUACGGUGGAGGCGACUACUCGUCGACUUUCAUCGAACAUGUGUCGGUGAUUUUCUCGAUUGAGACCGCCUAUUGGACAAUCUCCUAUGAAUACGAUGUGUGGUACAACGGCUCAUCGACCACCGAUCAAAACAACGAGACGUUGACCGCCGCCUACUUCAUCACUCUGCUCGAGAGCUACGAAAAGGGAGAGUUGACGCUCGUGACCACGGAGCCCACCUACGGCUACAUCAACUAUUUGUACGGUAUGUCGUGGAUCUUCUACGGACUCCAAUACACGGAUACUUUCUACAUCGACAUGGACUCGCAAAAGGAAAAAGCCAAGAAGGUGUUCGCGUGCUACGAGUACCAAGGAUAUACCUGGGAAUCGGAAGUGUGGAACCAGACGGACUCGUGCUGGACUCAAUUCGUCACCACCGGAAUGAGCCAAGGCGCCAUCGAUCAGACGAACACGCAAUGCGUCCAACUCGGUCUCUACUACUCGAUGUACCCGGAAAUGCUCGUGCCUGGGUGCUCACCCGACAUGAGCGUCACUUGCUCUGUGGAACAAUACUACGAAGUUAUCGGCUACAUCUUCUCCACCGAAGAGACUCGUAUCAGCUUUGCCACCGCUUUCUACAACUAUUUCUACAGUUGCCCCGGCGCCCCCAAGGAGAUUCAAUGGAGUAAAGUGAUCAAGGACUCAUGCAUCAUCAAGGGCGGAGAUGUCUCCAUCGUUGCCACAAGUGGUGAAUGCGGUGGAAUGGAGAUGGUCGAGCCGUGCGUCGAGAUGAUCUACCAGCUUAUCGAUCAACAGAACGAGCAAGUCAUGUGGUUCAUCACAAUCUACAUGAAGAACAUCCUCAACAUUUCCCCAAUCACCAGCACCGUGACAUUGACCGGAAACGUGCAGAUGUACACCUACAUGAUGGAACAAAUCGCCACGUCGGGUGGUUUCAUCUCGUGGACCGUCUACGUUGAGUUCUUCGCCAGAUGGGAAGCGUUCUGCGGAACAAAGGUGACCGUGACCUGGACCGAGGUCGAGAUCUGGAUCACCGAAUUCUUCAACGUUUGCUGCCACUGGACCCUCCCGUACACGACUCCAGCACCCACCAUGAUCACCGAGGUUUCCACGAUGGUCACCGAGGAAGUCACCGGAUUUUCAACUGGAGAGACGGCCAUGUCAACUGGUGAGACUGGAUUCACGACUGGAGAGACUGGCUUCACGACUGGAGAGACGGCCAUGUCAACUGGUGAGACUGGCUUCACGACUGGAGAGACUGGCUUCACGACCGGAGUUCCAACGGAGGCCACAUGUGUGAUCUCUACUCCCGAGGAGGAGUGCGCCUACAUUAUUUCGUACUUCCGUUUCAUCGGCUUCCUCUACGUGAACAAGACGUGGAGAGACUCGCUCAACACUAAGUGCCGUGGCCACAAGGAGAAGCACCCCCAUUCGAGCAACAAGGACAAGGCUAAGCACUUUGUGAAAUCCACGCACGAGUGUGCGCGCGAUUUGGGCACUUGCGGAGGACCCGACUGCGUCCCACCAGCCGAGUUGGCUUCCACCUAUGAGCCAGUCAUUGAAGAAGGCCCACAACCACCAGCGGGAGAGGACAGCUGGGAGUUCUUUGUCAACUUCGCCAUCGAAGUCUGGCUCGUCGGCGACUACACGAUUCUCAAUGAAUGCGCGUGCGCGAUGGCCGAGUAUUCGAGCUCUUUCCCCACCGGUGACGAUUUCAGCCAUCAAACUGGAGACGGAGACGAGCCAACUGUUGCCCCGACUUGUGAUGAGAUCAAAUCCAACACCGGAAUCUUCAUCUUCUUCCAAUUCAUCGCGGUUGAGUGCGGUUUCCAGGACUCCUUCUUCUGGGUUCAGUGGAUCCUCAAGUUCAAGGCGAUCUUCUUCUCACUCGACUGGGAUUGCGGAUGCUGGGGAGAGUUCAUCUGGACCUGGUCAAUCGACUGGAUCGAGCUCAUCUACACUUUCUUGGAGGCAAUGUGCUGCGGAUGCACUCCAACCGAGAUGCCCAUCCCAACACCCCAAAAAUCGGUCGGCACUUGGGACAUCUUCCGUUUCUUCGUCUCCUUCUGCAGUAAUGUCGAAUACCGUGAGACGUUCGAGUGCUUCAUGUCAUGGUACUUUGAGCUCAAUGGCUACGUCACGUUCGAGACAAUGACUUUCACCGAAGUCUACGAGUGCAUGUCGAUCUUCAUUGACUACAUGAUCAUCGUUGUUGAUCACCCGGACACCCCGAAAGAAACCCAAGGGGCUCCCUCACAAUCACCUAUGACGAGUUCAUGUACACUUGCAUGUAUUGGG
Messenger RNA from Mesorhabditis belari, 2361 nucleotides. The record is from the annotation of a GenBank genome assembly. NCBI's taxonomy places the organism in Eukaryota, Metazoa, Nematoda, Chromadorea, Rhabditida, Rhabditidae.